GGCUCUGGGCGCUGCCGUGUCUUUCUCCGCUCGAGGAGGCUGGAGGCGUCUGCACGGGACCCGAGAGCUACUGGUGAACAGGUUAAAGGAAAACAUCUAGGACAUCCGUGGUCAUCUUGCAACAUGUUUAACUCUGCAGGGACAAUUCGCAGGAUUUUACACCCAGGACUGGAAGCCUGAGGAUGGUUAAGUACUCUGAGACAGAAGAUGCCUGCCUGGCUGGUACUCCGGUCAUACAUUCAUAAUCACGCUGCUGACAUACUGCCUAACUAGGAAGAGAAACGAUGGUACACCUGGUAUUAAAGUUCUCAUGCCAGCACUUUCUCCUACAAUGGAAGAAGGAAACAUUGUGAAAUGGUUAAAAAAGGAAGGUGAAACAGUGAAUGCUGGAGACGCAUUGUGUGAAAUUGAAACAGACAAAGCAGUGGUUACCAUGGAGUCAAGUGAUGAUGGCAUAUUGGCUAAAAUACUGGUGGAAGAAGGAAGCAAAAAUGUACGCUUAGGCUCACUAAUUGGUCUGUUGGUAGAGGAAGGACAGGACUGGAAGCAAGUUGAAAUACCAGCUGAUGUUACUGAUCCAUCUUCUCUAGCUCCACCAGCACCUGCGCUUACCUCAGCUCCAGCAGGUCCUUCUGUUUCAGCCCCUCCUAAACUGGAACGUCAACCUGGAAAAUUACAGGUUCGCUUAAGUCCUGCAGCUCGCAACAUUCUGGAGACACAUGGACUAGAUCCAAGUAAUAUUACACCUUCUGGGCCUCGAGGAGUCUUCACUAAAGAGGAUGCUCUCAAACUUCUGCAAGAGAAGCAGAAGGGCAAACCCAGUGAAUUGAAACCUGUGGUUUCUCCAGCUCCUCCCCAGCUUACUGCAGUGCCUUCUGCUUCACAAGCAACUGCUGUGACUUCUACUUAUCCAAGGCCAGCAGUUCCACCAGUUUCCACACCAGGACAGCCUGCUGCACUGGGCACAUUCACAGAAAUCCCAGCUAGCAACAUCCGAAGAGUUAUUGCUAAGAGAUUAACAGAGUCUAAAACUACUAUACCCCAUGCAUAUGCUGCUGCUGACUGUGAUAUUGAUGCUAUUUUGAAAUUAAGAAAAGAAUUGGCCAAAGAUGAUGUUAAGGUAUCUGUAAAUGAUUUUAUUAUCAAGGCAACCGCAGUUACUCUGAAGCAAAUGCCAGAUGUGAAUGUGAGCUGGGAUGGAGAAGUGUGCAGGCAGCUGCAAUCCAUUGACAUUUCAAUUGCCGUGGCAACAGACCGAGGUCUCAUUACACCAAUUAUAAAAGAUGUUGCUGCCAAGGGAAUAAAGGAAAUUGCUGCCUCUGCAAAGGCUCUAGCAAAGAAAGCAAGAGAUGGAAAACUGUUACCAGAAGAGUACCAAGGCGGAUCUUUUAGUAUCUCCAAUCUGGGCAUGUUUGGUAUCAAUGAUUUCACUGCAGUCAUAAACCCUCCACAAGCCUGCAUCCUAGCUGUGGGCCGAGCAAGACCAGAGCUCAAGAUUAUUGAAGAUGAAGAAGGGAAUGAGAAACUUAAGCAGCAUCAACUCAUGACAGUGACUCUUUCAAGUGAUGGUCGGGUGGUAGAUGAUGAACUGGCUUCAAAGUUUUUGGAGACGUUGAAAGCCAACAUAGAGAAUCCAUUGCGACUUGCCUUGUGUUAAACUCAGUGAGGAUUGCUUCUUGUUUUGACAACGCGGAUAACUGUAUGUGUUUGGGGUUGUUUUUCUGUAUAAAGGAAUAAAUAGUUACUGUGAGAUGAAGAGUUAAAAUAUUUAAUUUAUUGAAUUAACAUUAAAAGCUAUUAAUUUUCACUCUUAGUCUUUUGCAAUGACCAGGUAUUAUCCUGUAAAGCUAAAAGGUUUUCAAAUUAACAUACGACAUUUCUUUAAACACUUAGUAGUAAUGGCACAUAAUGUUUGCAUAAAAAAGUCAAUCUUCUCUGUAAAGGAAAAGUAAAGUAAACUUUGUGAAAUUAAAUGGGAAUCAUAGAAUAGUUUGGGUUGGAAGGCACCUUUAAAGGUCAUCAAGUCCAAGCCCCCUGCAACAAGCAGGGAGAUCUUCGGCCAGAUCAGGUUGAACCUGAUCAUGUUGAACCCCAUCCAAACUUACCUUGAAUGUUUCCAAGGAUUGGGCAUCUACUGCACUUCUCUGGGCAACCUGUUCCAUUCUUUCACCACCUCCAUUGUGGGGGGGAAAAAAAAAAAAAAAAAAAAAAUUUCUUCUUGAUACCUCUGCCAGAAAAGUCUUCUAAAACCUGAAAAACUUUCUAUUGCAGAAAUGUAACUUAGCUACUCAGCUAUCUCAGCAUUGACCAGGACUCAUAGCAGCACUUUGCUCAGUUAUGAUUCAUGCUUUCCCUCACUCUAAUAGCUACAUAUUUAGCCCUUAAGUAAAGCAUCCCAUCUAAGCACAGGAACACCUGGAGCACUGCAUUCAGCUCUGGAGUCCUCGGUACAAGACAGACAAGGACCUGUUGGAGCAGAUUCAGAUGAGGACCACAAAGAAGAAUGGAACACCUUUCCUACAAGGCAAGGCUGAGAGAGUUGGGGCUGUUCUGCCUGGAGAAAAGAAGGCUCCGGGGAGACCUUAUUUCAGCCUUUCAGUACUUAAAGGGGGCUUAUAAGAAACACUGGGACAAACAUUUUAGCAGGGCUUAUGGCAAUAGGACAAGAGGUAAUGCUUUUAAACCGAAAAGAGGGUAGAUUCAGACUAGGUAUCAGGAGAGCUUCUCAUCUAGUACUAUAGUGUGUCAUGAAUUGGAAAUAAAUAGCUAUUAUUUCCUCUACACUGAAGGUUGCUAAUAAGCAAUCGAGCAUUGCCAUUUAAGAAGUGUCCUAGCACCUACAAUUUCCUGUUCCCCAAUACCCCUUUGUAGACAGCUAUUUGCAUUUCUGUUUUUUUGUUCAAAGAGGUAUUGGAUUACACGUGAGCAGUCACAUAAUACUUGUUUGUUUCAGUGUUCAGUGACUGAAUGAUUGUUCAGUGUGUGUUCUUAGGUUUAUGGUUAUGAUGAUGGUUUUUAAUUUUCCUUGAGGUUUCUAAGUAUUAGCUAAAUGAUAGUCCAAUCAAAUGAGAUUAAUGUUUGAUAACCCUUCUGCAGUAAUUUAAAUGUUCUCAUCCUUCCUUUUUAGUCUUUGUGUACUAGGUUAAGUUUUAGAAACUUCUAAUUCAUGAAGGUUUCCUUUUUUAGUUCAGGUAAAUGAUAGUUGAGUAGAGAUUUCUCUGUUGGUUUUAAGAGGCAAGGCUGAACCCUUUGAGAAUGUGUCACUUAAAUUUAAGUCCUAACAAUCAUUUAAAAAAAUAUGCCAGCUAGAUACUGUUCUUGCGGAAGGAGUGUAUGUAAGGUGAGUAUGACAUUGAUCUCAAGAUGCAAGGAAGAUGGGCAUUGCUGCAGUAGCUUUGAAGGAUGUUAGGACAAUAGAGAAGUGUCCUCAGUGUGUCUCCUAUCAGUUUCCUUUCUGAUUAUAGUAAUGUAGCAUGAAAAAUGAAAUGUUGUUCUACAGUAAAAUGCAUGAACUAUGCUUUUUUCUUUUGCUGUAUUUUGUAAAUUACCAUAAAUAUAUGCAUAUUUAUCCAAAACUUGUUUCCAAGAAAGUGUAUUAAUCAGCCUAUUAAUCUCUUCACAUAGAGCUUUUCACUGACCCAUUCUUCAGAAAAGAGAAUCAAGGUACUGGUGUACUCACUGGUGGAUUUGCUUGGUGGUGCCACUGUUUUCGAUUGUUUCAGUCAAUGGAAGACUUGUUUUAAAGGGAAAACUGAAAUACAGAAAGGCCAGCAGAGGGCAGACUGAACAGCCUGGUUUUCUGACUUUCUGUGUGUCUCUUAAGUAUAAACAUAGUCACCGAACAAUUUUAGUAUGUAGAUAUUCUUGAAUUUAAACUAUGGUUUGAUGUUUUAGUGUUUGGUUUUGAAGUGUUUCAGAAAGCACCCGACAUGAAUAAAGAAGGAAUAGUAAACACUAAUUUGCCUUGAUCUGUUGGAAUUAGGAUCAGACAGAAAUCUUGGUCACUAUAUGGCACUUCCUGCAGAACUGGAUCAUAGAAACAUAGA
Egretta garzetta (little egret) is the source of this 4046-nucleotide messenger RNA. RefSeq names its product pyruvate dehydrogenase complex component X (gene PDHX). The record is from RefSeq and is a predicted model, not a curated record. Gene Ontology annotation, biological process: pyruvate decarboxylation to acetyl-CoA. Lineage: Eukaryota; Metazoa; Chordata; Aves; Pelecaniformes; Ardeidae. Gene Ontology annotation, molecular function: acyltransferase activity. Bases 311 to 1657 code for a protein of 448 amino acids. Gene Ontology annotation, cellular component: mitochondrion; pyruvate dehydrogenase complex. The transcript has 13 exons.